AUGUGCUGGGUGCUGGGUGCACUGCUGGCGGUGGUGGUGGCAGCUGAAGUCGGUAUACCCGAUGCUUGUCUCGCUGCCGAUGGCAUCUAUCCCCGUCAUACUAUCCUCGACUCGGCAUCAGGUGGCGCCGAUCUGGUGCUCUACGUCGAUGUGGAUAGCAAUGGACGAGACGACGUCGUUGUUGCCAUGGCUAGUGCUGGCAUGUUGGUGGUGUAUGCUCCGGCGAAGACUGUCGUCGACGUGGGCGUGACCGGCGUGGCCGCGAUGGCUGUCGCUGAUGUGGAUGCCGAUGCCGACGUCGACAUUGUUCUCGCGCUCGCCGCUGAGCUCCGCUGGUAUGCCAACAACGGUGAUGGUAGCUUUGCGCCCAGCGCACUGGUUUCGUCUGCGGUUGCCGGCGCCGACUCGAUUGCUAUCGCUGAUCUGGACGGCGACGGGCGGCCGGACCUAGCCGCGGCAGCCUCUGGCCCCGGUUCGGUUGUCUGGCUGCGCGCGACCGGUCCGCUCGGUAUCUUCGCAGCGCCGGCCACGGUGGCCACGUUUCAGCUCGGUGUGCGUGCGUUGGCGGCUGUCGAUGCCGACGGCGACGGCGAUGUUGACCUCGCGGCGGCCGUCGUCGGCAGCAACGCUGUUGUCUGGUUCGACAACGCAGACAGCUCUUUCACACCUCGCACAGUGGCUGGCGGUCUCGUCGGUCUCGCGCCAGCGCUUGCUACCGGUGACAUCAACAACGACGGACGCCCCGACUUUGUCGCCGCCCACGCCGGGCGGGUGGUCUGGAUAGCAAGCCGCUCCACGUCUGGGUGGCUUGCUCCGGCUGCGAUGGUAACUGGCACCCCGGGUGUAGUCAGCCUUGCCGUGCACGACGUCAACCUUGAUGGGUUUCACGAUGUGGUGUUUGCGUCGGAUGCUCGCGCUGCCUGGGUCCCCACAGCCGCGGAUGGCGGCUGGCUUGGUCCGCAGCAGAACGUGACUGACUCGUUGACCGCCAUCCGUGCUUUGGCGGUGUCAUCAGCCGGCGGCGCUGAGACUGGGACCAGAAUGGCGGUUGCCACCGGAAACACCGUUGACGCCGUCGUCGAAUAUGUGCCGCGCGCCGCCAAUGCCUCGCUUCGUAGGCUGGAGACUGUUCACAGUAACUCAGGCUACCUGUCCGACUUAACCACAGCAGAUCUCAAUGGCGACUCAUACCUCGACCUCAUCAGCGCGGUUGCAGGCGGUGGUGUUGUGUGGUACCCAAACCUUGCUGGUACUUUUGGCGCACAGAUCCAGAUCGCCGGAACCGUUGACCGUUCUCGGCGAGUUCGUGUCGGUGACAUGGACGGUGAUGGCGAUCUGGAUCUGGUUGUCACAUCAUCGGGAAGCGACUUUUCGCCCGGUAAGGUGGCCUGGUUCGAGAACCUCGAUGGCAAGGGCUCAUUUCCUAUCGAGAGCAUUGUCUUGUCCGGCGUCCUCACGUCGCCGCAGGCGCUCGAUCUUGGCGACAUCGACGGUGACGGUGACCUUGACAUUGGUGUCACCUCGCUCAAAGACGAAUACAACAGCGCGUCCGAGCAGGUGGCCUGGAUUGAGAAUCGACUGCGUGAGCCACAGGCCGACUUUGCUCCCCCGGUCAUCAUCGAAGACCCUGUCGACUCGGCUAACAACCUUGUGCUUGCUGACUUGGACGGAGACGGAACAGUAGACAUGGCUGUUGCCUGCACUGCUGCGGCAUCGGGCACCCGCAUGUAUCUCAACACCAACGGCGACGGAUCAGCUUGGUCAUUUGUGCAGCUCGCACCAGCAUACGGUUAUUCAGUUGCAAUCUUUGUCGCAGACAUGAACCGCGACAGCCUCGUCGAUCUUGUACUCCGCGCCUCGGACCUGAUCUGGCUGGAGAACGGCGGCAGUGGGAAUUUUUCCACCAUUCACACCAUAUCGUUGGCCCCGCCGUCGUCCGUCAACCUUGUCGACUAUGACCAUGACGGUGACCUGGAUGUCCUGGGCGACGUUCGCUUCGACGACUUUGGCUGGUAUGAGAACCUCAAUGGCCUCGGCUCGGUCUGGUCGGCCAAGCAGAUCCUCUACUCGUCCUCACUCACGUUGGACACCGCGCUCACGUUUGACGUCGACUUUGACGGCGACUGGGACAUCGUCAUUGUCGAGAGUGACGUUGGCGCCGAUCUCAACAUGCUCCGCGGUGACGUUCGUUCGGCGCUCACGCCGCUGGCCACCACGACGGACAUGCGCGAAAUGGCACGGCUGUCGUCGAUCUGCCGCACCGUUCCGCUCACCAUGGCGUGCGUCCACCACCAGGCUUCGAUGGCUAUGUCAGCGUGCGCUGCGAGCACACUAGUCCUCCCUGUGGGCGUGUACACAGGCUGUCGUAAGGACAGCCACGUGACGAUCUCGGGUCUCUUUCUUACCAUGGCUGCCAGCGGUGAAGCUGGCGCGGUCACCUUUGACUGCAACGCCGCCGGCGGAGUACUCUACACCGUGUCCGAUGGCGGCGCACUAACGCUGAACGGCAUGAACAUCUAUGACACAACCACCGGGAGCAUCGGUGCUCAAAGCUCGCCCGGCCUGCGGGUGGUCGGCUCAAGAUCGAUGCUCAAGCUCAAGGACGCGCAGAUGGUGCGCUGUGCAGCGGGUCUUCAGCUGGACUCGCGCGAGGUGACUGACGCUGGCCGCGGCGGUGCGAUUGUCGUCGCUGACGGUGCGCUGCUGGUGGCUGAGAACGUCCGAUUCACACAGUCCAGCGCAGCGAACGCUGGCGGUGCCAUCUUUGCUCGGGAUGCCGGCACACGAGUCUCUCUGCUCGCCACCACGAUCGAGCUUAGCUCUGCUGGCAGCAAUGGUGGUGGUGUGGCAGUUGUCGAUGGCGCGCGGAUUGAGGCCGAUGCCGCAAGCGUGAUUCGCAGCAAUGUCGCCGGCGGCAGCGGCGGCGGGCUAUACACUUUGAAUGCCAGUUGCGAGUUGGUUGGAACGUCGAUGGUGGCCAAUACCGCCGGUCCGCUCCAGCUUGGCGGAGGUGCGGCCUUGAUCUCGCCGCUCAGCGAGUCGAGCCUGGCCGGGCUGGUGAUCGGAGGCAACGACGCCGGUUUUGGUGGUGCCCUUGCUGUAGUCUCUGCCGAGGUCGAGACUGCUCUCGCAGGCGCGAGGAGCACCCUCGAUCUGCCGUGGCUUGAUGCAAGCUAUGCGACGGCUGCCCUAGGCAACGCGGUGAAGGUGACCGUUGACGACGUGCAGAUGACCGGCAACGUAGGCCGCGCGGCCGGCGGAGGCAUGUUUGCUUGCGGCAUCGCUGCGGCGAUCACGGGCAGCAGUAGCAGCUGGAGCAACGCCGAGAGCGACGGCUGGGUGUGCGCUGUUGACAGCCUCGCCGCAACACCGUCGCGGACCGAAUCUUCUGCGCUUCCGUGGCUGCGGAUGGACGAUGCCGGGUUUGCGGCACUGGCACAGGCGUACAUCACCGGAUCACUGGCUGAGCUUCGGUGGGCCGAGGCACCGGCGACUCUGAUUGAGCCCGGGCUUCCAGCCGUCGGCGUUUUGGGUGGCGUUGACUGGCUCGGUAGCGCAAUGCGCAACAAGGCAAUAACGCCUGUGUGGCAGUUUGAGGUCCCCGAGUCGGUGAUCAUGCCAGCCGCAGUGACAGUUCCGCUGGUCGCCGAUUUCAACACCGCACCCGAGGUGGUGGCGCAGGUCCGGCUGUCGCAAGCCGGUAACAUUCCAGCCGCUGUGCGAUGGCAAGUGGAUGCAGGAAGCAGCAGUACGGUGGCUCCGCUGGUGGGUGUGUUCAACAUCACAGUAUGUGGUCCCGGAUCGGGCGGAGUGGUAGUCCAGCGAGCCGGAGCCGAGCCUGUCGUUGUGUGCGCGCCGUGCGGCGCCGGGCUGCGAUCGCCGUCGGAGGGCGGGCUUGCAGGCUGUGUGCCGCUCGCUGAGUGCCCGAUCCACACGCUUCGGGUAGCCGCAACGACCAACAGCACGGCCCGAUGCGAGUGCAAGGUUGGGUUCUGGACCGCAGUUGCCAAGUACGACGUGGCGUGCGAGGCGUGCCCUGUCGGGGCGCUUUGUAGCGGCGGGCUUGGGCAGCCGCAGGCGGCGCCGGGCUUCUUUCCGGACGCGAGCAAUCCCGGCCUAUUCAUUUCGUGCCCGCAACCCUCGGCGUGCACCGGAUCCGGGCAGUGUGCAGCAGGAUACACCUCGCGGUUGUGCGCGCAAUGCGCCGAUGGGUACUAUCGGAUGGGCGGCAGUUGCCGCAAGUGUUCGAGCGGAAGAACUGGAGUAGUGGUGCUUCUCCUCCUCAUCGGUGCUGCAGGCGUGACCGCGGUCCUUAUCGGGUUCAAUCUCGCCGAGGCCAUCAACUACAAAUUUGCUUCGGUGAUGAUCGGGCUCAACGCACUGCAGAUUUCUGCGAUUUUCGGGCAGCUGCAGCUGGACUGGGGCACGUUUGCAACGACAUACUUUGACGUGGCGUCUGCGAUGAACGUCGACUUUGCGCUUGCGUCGCCGGAGUGCUCAUCUGCGGGUGGAACCGAUGUGUGGGUGCUCAAGCUCUGGCUCACCCUCCUGCUUCCUGUCUUUGCCGCCUGUAUGGUGGCUGCGGUCGGCGUCGGCUACGCUGGGGUAAUCAAGGCCAGGCUGACUCCGCUGCGGACGCGGACGAUGGCCGCGCUGGUGUCCGCGUGCGGACGAAGCCUCUUCCAGCUUGUGGUUUUGCUGUAUCUGCCGCUCACGGCCGCGGCGUUCUCAGUCUUUGGUUGCUAUCGCGACGAAUCUGGGCGGUGGGUGCUUGCAGCGGAUCCAGCGCGAACGUGCUUCACGUCAGCGUGGUGGGGCGGGCUGUUUGUGCCGGGCCUGCUGUUUGUGUGUGUGUAUGCGAUUGGCAUUCCAAGCCUGGUGGUGUACGUGCUGUACACGCAGCGGCAGCGGCUGGACGAGAUCGCAUACGUGCUCAAGUUCGGCUUCCUUGUCGGGCGAUUCGAGCGUGACAAGUGGUGGUACGAGGCGAUGAUCAUGGCGCGCAAGGUCGGGGUUGUGAUCUGCAUGACAUUCUUCUCCACUCAGCCGGGCAAGGCCAACGCGGCAGUGCUCGUGCUUGCAGCGUCGCUUGCGCAUGUCAUGCUCAGCUCGCCGUACGGCUGCGCUCUCCACAACCACGCGGCCAUGGUGGUGCUCGCAGCCACUACGCUGGUGCUGUACGCGGGCACAUUCCGUGACUUUGCGCUGCGGAGGACCGGGGUGAUCAUGGGAGUGAUUGUGACAAUCAUAGCCAUGGUGACCGGCAGCAUACUCGACCUAUGGAGGCUGAGGCUUGAGGAGAAGGAGGCCGACGACGAAUUCUACACCGACGGCGUCUUCCGCAUGGAUCAGGGUGAGACGGAGAGCCCGACGUCGUCGGCAGUGACCAUGACUUCGGUCGAUUUAGGCAUCGCGGGAAACGGCAAGAUACACACCGCUCAAGUCGGCACCGAGUUUGGUGUUGACAGCAUCGGCAGCCUCGCAACAGCCCGGACGGCCUGGCAUCGGCAGAUCUGA
This is a messenger RNA of Thecamonas trahens ATCC 50062, 5517 nucleotides long. Its product is annotated as fibronectin type III domain-containing protein. NCBI's taxonomy places the organism in Eukaryota, Apusomonadida, Apusomonadidae. The transcript has 2 exons. The record is from RefSeq and is a predicted model, not a curated record. The coding region runs from base 1 to 5517 and encodes 1838 amino acids.